This is a messenger RNA of Ruditapes philippinarum (Manila clam), 1165 nucleotides long. Its product is annotated as ADP-ribosylation factor-like protein 16. NCBI's taxonomy places the organism in Eukaryota, Metazoa, Mollusca, Bivalvia, Venerida, Veneridae. The coding region runs from base 105 to 641 and encodes 178 amino acids. Gene Ontology annotation, molecular function: GTPase activity; GTP binding. The transcript is spliced from 5 exons. The record is from RefSeq and is a predicted model, not a curated record.
UUGACAUAAUCACCUAGCACAAAGGGACGUAACUUCAAGUGAAAGCACUUCCGGGUUAAUGAAAAUAAAAAUUUUGGAUUAAAAACACCUUUUUCAUACUAAGGAUGUGUCUAGUAUUGGGUGCAACAGGUUCUGGUAAAACUCUUCUUGUGAAAAGACUUGAAAAUUCACCGGAUGCUAUUAAAAAGGGACCAGACUUUAGUUUUGAAGAUAUGCCAGCCACAAUAGCUACUGUUGGUACCAAUCUUGUGUCAGUGUCAGUAAAUAGAAGACAGGAGAUUACAAUGAGGGAAAUAGGUGGAUGCAUGGGUCCUAUUUGGAAGAACUACUUUAAAGAUGCCACAGCUGUUAUGUAUGUGGUUGAUAUAUCAAAUAGAUUACAAGUAGCAGCAUCAUGUAUACAGCUUCUGACAGUAUUAGCUUCAGAUGGUUUACCUCCAAAAAUACCAGUUCUUAUUGUUUUUAAUAAAACGGAUAUGCCAGGCAAGCUUACCAAAGGUGAAAUAGAGACAUUAUUUCGUUUAAGUGACAUUAAAAGUCAUUGUGAUAGACCACUUGAACAUAUAGAGGUCAGUGCAUGUACUGGACAAGGAAUUCAUAAAGUCAUCAAGUGGAUGGAACAAAAUUGUUUUGGGAAAUGAUUUAGGAGGAUGGAUUAUUAGACGUAGAAAUCAUCAAACAAGAGAUUAGAGCAUUUAACCUAGAUAUGCUUUACCAGGAAUGCUGUCUUGUUCUGUAGCAUCAUGAAAAGGUUCAUUCUAAUACUGUAUGUGACAGUUCUCAUUGGAAGUUAGUGGAUCAAAUCCUGUUAAUUUAUCACUCAUUGAUUGUUUAGAUGGGUAUAAAACAAUUUAGCUUCAGCAACGAAUGCAUAGCUUUCAGUACCAUGUGCAAAAUGUGUAGUUUUUUUUGUUUUUUUGUUGUUGUUUUUUUCUUCAGAACAUGUACUUUUUGUUGUUUUUGCUUGUAAAACUUAAAAAGAAAAUUUUAUGAUUUGAAAAUGAUAGCUUUAAUUAAAAGUAUCGAAUGAUACAUUGUAUAAAUCAGUAUUAAUCCAUGGAAAUUUUUGUAUGUUAAGUUUUAAGCUAGUCUUUUAACUAGAUGUUUGCACUUAUGAAGACACUUCCUAUAAGGCCUUCUCGACCUUAGUACAGUAGUACAUGUU